Messenger RNA from Salvia hispanica, 1656 nucleotides. Lineage: Eukaryota; Viridiplantae; Streptophyta; Magnoliopsida; Lamiales; Lamiaceae. The record is from RefSeq and is a predicted model, not a curated record.
AUGUAUGAUCCCAUCUUUUCCAAAAGCUUUACUCGAAACGAGCGCAAUAGGUUUGGAGCAAUCUUUUUGUGCUUCAUUAUUGCAUUGGCCAUUUCCUUGAGCUUCAAGCCUCCUUUGCAUCUCAUUUCACCGAUUGGUUAUGCUGUAAAAACGCAGUUAUCCAUCAAUAACAUGGGAAGCAUGCUUCUGGUUGAUGAUGGCAGCAGAGCAAACAUCAAACCUAUUGCAGUUGUCAAUCCAGCCGAAUAUCUGCAGUUGCCGAGUGAUGCUGCUCAAACUAACCACACAAGCACCACCACAUCAACAUAUUCCGACCAUGGUAUGAAGAUUGAGAGAAAGCAUGCAAUAAAAUGCACAAACUCAAAUUAUUGCAAAAUAGAAGGUGACAUAAGGAUCGACGCCAAAUCCUCCACAGUAGUCGUCGCAACGACCUUUGCAAACACCACCAAAUCAUGGCUUGUCGUCGAGCCUUACCCUCGAAAGGGAACGUCGCAAGUCAAGAAAUGGAGAGCCAUCACUCUCAAUGAAAACGACACUAGUCUCCCAAAAUGCACUCACCACCACACCCAUCCAUCAAUCCUCUUCUCAAUGGGAGGAUUCACCGGAAACUAUUUCCACGAUUUCGCAGACGUCUUGUUUCCAUUGCAUCUCACUUCUUCCCAAAUCCAAGAGAAUGUUCAGUUCCUCGCAACCGAUUACAACCAAUGGUGGAUAAAUAAAUUUGACAAAAUUCUAAACAAAUUGACCAAACACAACAUAUUAGACAUUGACAAAGAGACAUCACAUGUCCAUUGCUAUAACCAAUUGCAAAUUGGCCUCAAAUUUCACAAAGAGCUCGUAACCCUAAACCCUGACCCUAAUCCGUCAAUGCACACCUUCAGGGUACUUCUGAGAGAGGCCUACUCCCUCAAGAGAGAGAGAACGAUAGUCAGAGACGUCUACUCGCCUCUGCCUCGUCUCAUGAUCAUAGAUAGGAAGCGGACGAGGGUUUUGACAAACGCGCACCAAGUCUCGAGAAUGGCUGGAAAAUUAGGGUUUGAGGUUGUGGAGGGGGUGGCGGCGGAUUUAUCGAGGUUUGCGGAGGCGGUGAACUCGUGUGACGUGCUGGUGGGAGUGCAUGGGGCCGGGCUGACGAACAUGGUGUUCUUGCCGGAUAAUGCGGUGGUGAUUCAAGUUGUUCCAUUUGGAGGAGUUGAUGGAUUUGCGAGGCUUGAUUUCGGGAAUCCUGCAAAGGGGAUGGAUUUGAGGUAUUUGGAGUAUAAGAUAAGAGAGGAUGAGAGCUCUCUUAGUAGAAAAUAUUCGAGAGAUCAUCCGGUUUUGAGGAAUCCGGAAUUGUAUAGGAAUUGGGAUCAAGUGUGGUCAAUUUAUUUGAAUCAACAGAAUGUCAGUGUUGAUUUGCAUAGGUUCAAAGGGAUUUUGGUUAAGGCCCUCAAGCUAUUACGCAAUAGGUAGUAGGGUUUUGGAGAGAGGUGUUAGAAAAGGAAUUCUCUCACCAUUGGUAAUGAUAUAUGCAAUUAUGUUCAAGCGUUACACAUGUGUAAUUUAUUAAUCAGAUACUGGAAUAUGGCUUCUAUAAGCUCGGUAUUAUGAAGCAAUGUACUAUAUGAUCUUCUUUAUAAGUUGAGUGUUUUCUUCUUCUUUGAGCUAGAAACAUAU